Messenger RNA from Antrostomus carolinensis (chuck-will's-widow), 1175 nucleotides. RefSeq names its product transmembrane protein 161B (gene TMEM161B). Lineage: Eukaryota; Metazoa; Chordata; Aves; Caprimulgiformes; Caprimulgidae. The record is from RefSeq and is a predicted model, not a curated record. The annotation marks the transcript as partial. The transcript has 8 exons.
CAUUGCAUUAUUUCCCAGAAUAUCAGUGGUUGGUGGAUUUCACUGUUGCAGCUACAGUUGUGUAUGUGGUGACUGAAGCCUACUACAGUAUUGUGAAGCCUUCGCAAGAAAUGAAUAUUAGCGUAGUAUGGUGUCUACUUGUCUUGGCUUUUGCAGUUAAGGUACUGUUUUCAUUGACUACCCAUUAUUUCAAAGUAGAGGAUGGAGGUGAAAGAUCCGUCUGUGUCACCUUUGGUUUCUUCUUCUUUGUGAAAGCAAUGGCAAUUCUCAUUGUGACAGAAAACUAUCUAGAGUUCGGACUGGAAUCAGGAUUCUCAAAUUUCUCAGAAAGUGCUAUGCAGUUUCUUGAAAAGCAGGGAUUGGAAUCCCAGGGUCCUGUGUCUAAACUAACCUUCAAAUUGUUCCUGGCUGUUCUGUGUUCACUUAUUGGUGCUUUUUUGACAUUCCCUGGCUUGCGACUGGCUCAAAUGCAUCUGGAUGCUCUGAAUUUAGCAACAGAAAAAAUAACACAAACAUUGCUACAUAUAAACUUCUUGGCACCUUUAUUUAUGGUUCUACUGUGGGUAAAACCAAUCACUAAGGACUACAUUAUGAACCCACCUUUGGGCAAAGAGAGCAUCCCUUUAAUGUCAGAAGAUACAUUUGACACCAUGAGGUUGUGGAUUAUAAUCCUGUUGUGUGCUUUGCGAUUGGCUAUGAUGCGUCAUCAUUUACAAGCCUAUCUCAAUUUAGCCCAGAAAAGUGUGGAUCAGAUGAAAAAGGAAGCUGGCAGAAUAAGUAUGGUUGACUUACAAAAAAUGGUGGCUCGAGUAUUCUAUUAUCUUUGUGUAAUUGCACUGCAGUAUGUUGCACCAUUGGUAAUGCUCCUUCACACAACUCUGCUCUUGAAAACACUAGGUAAUUAUUCUUGGGGCAUCUACCCGGAGCUGAAUUCUGACACUCCAGUAGAAAACAGUCUGCUUCCCAGUUCAGUUUAUUCUGAGUCUCCACCUGCUGAUGGAAAGAUGAAAGUAACUGUAGUACAAAUAACAAUGGCUUUGGGAAGCCUAAAGAAUAUUUUCACUCCUCUGCUGUUCCGGGGACUCCUGUCUUUCCUCACCUGGUGGAUUGCUGCUUGCCUCUUUUCUACAAGCCUUUUUGGGCUUUUCUAUCACCAGUACCUGACUGUAGCGUGA